UGGCAGUUGUUAUUAGGUCGCCAUGUGUGUCGUGUACUCUCGUGUCAAUUAAGUUGUGUAUAUAAUAAAAUACUAAUCAAUUACUUAUUUAUUUAACUAUUUAAUAAACAAUAUAAUUUAAAACGUACUAAUUAUUAAUAAACAAUCAAAAAUGCCUUUGACAAUAAAGCCAAUGCGUUAUGCUCAUCCCGAAGGUCACACCGACGUUUGUUAUUUCGAUGGUGAAAAAAGUGGGUUGAUAACAUGCGGAGGAGACGGGGACGUGAGAUUUUGGAUCGAUCUGAUGGAUGACGAUCCAUCGGCGGUCUGCGUAGCCGAGCAGGCGACAGCAUGUGUGUCAAAAAAUAGCAAAAUAUAUGUGGGAAAUGACAACAACACCGUCCAGGUGCUGACGCAUCCGAACCUGGACCGCGAAGGAAUCGUGACUCGUUUCUCAGCAACAGUAUCAGCCCUGGCGACUGCGCGCAAAAGUAAUUUGAUCGUUUCCGGUGCCUGUGACAUGCGGAUCCAAGUGACAAACAUCGAGAGCACUGACAGCAUCGAGCUGAAUGGUCACGAAGCUCCGAUCCUAGGUCUGACAUUGGAUCCACGUGAAGAAUUCGUCGCCUCUUCGAGUGCUGACGGAUCUGUAAAAGUCUGGAGUAUCAAAGAAAAAAAGUCCGUCCACAGCUGGAGUAACGUCGUCCCUAAAUGUAAUUCAUUUUUCACUGCAAAGGCUCACUGCGCGCCAUCAUUCAACGCCAAAGACGGCAGCUACCUCGCGUAUCCUCAUCAGAAAGACCUCGUCCUGGUUGAAAGAAACUCUUGGAAAGAAAUCACCCGAUUAAAAUGCCCAGCACUCAAAGGUGAAUUAAAUAUCUGCAAAUCAUCGGAAUGCGGUAGCAGGAUAGCAGCAUGCUCGAUCGUUGGUGAAAUUGUCGUGUGGAAUGUAGAAAAUUCGUCGGUUGUUGGUUACGUGGAGCAUCACCAGUCUGCUAAAAUAACUGCGAUAUCUUGGCACUUGAAGAAAACUAGUGAGCUGGCGUUUUGCGACAGUCUAGGACAGCUCGGCUGCGUUGAAGUAUCAGGAGACGACGACGAUUCCGUUUCGGUGGCUGCUAAGGACAAUCAUGAUCCAGACGAUGACAUUUACAAUGAUCUGGGUCUUGAUAAUAAUGAUGAUGAUGAUGAUGAGAACGUGAUAUCGUUAAAUAGAAUAAAAGCUACGGCGGAUGAUGACCAGAAAAGUGUGUCAAGUGUGUCGUCAGCGAAACCAUCAAAGGCAGUUGCAGAAGUAAAUAUGCAAGAUCCAUUCCAACCUGGAUCAACACCCGUCCACCUUCUGUCCCGUUUCAUGGUCUGGAAUGACGUCGGUAUCGUCAGAUGUUACACCAGCGAAGACAAUGAAGAAUCCAGCAUCGAAGUUGAGUUUCAUGAUACCUCUGUUCAUCACAGCAUGCAUAUGAGUAAUUACUUCCGGCACACAAUUGCUGCGUUGUCAUGCGAAGCUCUGGCAAUGAGUUGUCCUGCUGCUGAUGGGAGUCCGAGCAAACUGGUGGUGAUCGCGCUCCAAGGCUGGGGGUCUGGUAACAAAGAAUGGACCGCUGAUUUACCAGAAGAUGAAGAGUCUCUUUGUGUCGCUGCUGGGAGCACUUUCGUCGCGCUGGCCACGACGCGCGGAAAUCUACGUCUGUUUAUGGUAAGUGGAAUUCAAAGAGAAGUUCUAGCAUUGCCUGGACCCGUUGUCGCGAUGAAUGCCGUUGGUAAUCAUUUAGUCAUUGCGUACCACAAAUCUGCUGGGUUUAAAGAUCAGUACAUGUCACUACUGUGGAUUCAAAUAUGCGGAGCGGAUUUAAAAAGCCGGACACUAAAUCUCCCGUUGGCGCCUGGGUCAGAACUCAUGUGGCUCGGGCUGUCUGAUGCUGCGUCUCCAGUUGUCAUGGACGCUGAUGGUGUCAUUAAAAUAUUUAACCGUAGGUCUAAUUUGUGGCGCGUCGCUGCUGAUACUGACAAGUAUCCCAAGGGCAAAAUGGACCACUACUUUAUUGUGGGCGUUAGCGAGCGUGAGAAAUUAGUCAGAUGUAUUUUGUGCAAAGGCAGUCAUUAUCCAGCGACAACUCCUAGGCCCAAUGUGGUCGAGGUUGACUUGAAAGUGCCGCUGUGCGAUAUGGACUCGGAAAAAACUCGCAAAGAGGCGGCUGUUUGGCAAAUCGGUAGGAAUCCGAGUGAUGAAGCAACGGCCUUGUUUACGCUCAUCGGUUUUGUUUGCACGGCAAAUGCUGAGUUUCGUGUUGUUGAUUUAUGUCAAAAUAUCGCUGAUUUGGAUAUUAUUGAAUUGGCAAUAAAGUUUGCCAGUAAAACGGGUAAAAUGGCGUUAGCUAAUAAAUUACAGGGAAUUGCGGAGGAAAAAAAUAGAAAAAAAAUGGCUGCGGAAGCUGGGAAAAUUGUUGAUGAGGAGGAAGAUAUUUUUGCGGGUAUGGAUGACAUAGGAGGAAAAGACACACAAGAUGACAUCAUUCUUACACCGAUAGCUAAACCUACGCAGGAAAUAGAAAUCAGGCCGCUGACAUUGAGUUUAAAGAAACGCAAUCCGUUUUUGAAAAAAACAAACUCUCCGGGUGUUAAAGGGUUGGAUGGAUUAAAUAGUCUGCCGGAAAAAAUUUCCAAGACACCUGUUACUGUAAAAACUACGACUGGAAGAAAGGGAUUGGGUAAAAAAGAGGCCAAUGGCGAAAAGAAGGAAACUUUUGUCAAGUGGUUUGAAAAAAAUAAACCAGACUUGCAAGCCGAGUUUCCUGAAUUGAGUCUCUCUGAUUUAACCAAAACUGCUCUGAAAAGGUACAAAGAGGAUUCUGAUGACUCACAAAAAUCCAAUGGUAGCGACAGUGAUAACAAAAAAAGAAAAUUGUCGAGUCCCGAUAGUGACAGUCAGUCUAAAAAGUCAACCGGUAGUUUGUCAUCUUUUUUACGUGAUAAAUAAUUUAAAAUUUUUUUAUCAACCACUAGAUUAAUUUUUUAAAACCACAAGACUGUACAAUAAAUAAAGUAAUUUUAUAAAAU
Microplitis mediator is the source of this 3039-nucleotide messenger RNA. RefSeq names its product WD repeat and HMG-box DNA-binding protein 1 (gene Ctf4). NCBI's taxonomy places the organism in Eukaryota, Metazoa, Arthropoda, Insecta, Hymenoptera, Braconidae. The record is from RefSeq and is a predicted model, not a curated record. The coding region runs from base 152 to 2959 and encodes 935 amino acids. The transcript has 2 exons. Gene Ontology annotation, molecular function: chromatin binding; protein binding. Gene Ontology annotation, biological process: DNA repair; DNA-templated DNA replication; mitotic cell cycle. Gene Ontology annotation, cellular component: nuclear replication fork.